AGCAUCUAUCCCUCCAUCCAGCAUCCUGGGAGGCGCUUAUCCUGCGUGCGCUCGCUCGCUCGCUCCCUGGGAGCAGCCGCCGGUCACAUGAGCCCGGAUUUUCAGGCCAGCUCAUUAGUCAGCCAUCUUGGUCACCACCCUUGCUCGCAGCCUGGCCGCCGCGUCCUCCCGGUGCCUGGGCUUCCAGGAGCAGAGGCCCGCCGUGACCCGCGAGCCCGGGACCCGUUCUUUCUCGGAGGCCGACAGGAGCCCCAAACGCCUUUGGGGGGCUCUGCUUCCCCUGCCCUUGGGCCCGGUUUUUCGCCCUGCUGAGCAGAGGCCAGGCUUCUGAAGCCAGGCGGGGUGGCCGCGGCCCAGCGGGAUUGUAGCCCGCCCGGGAAAGCCUCGGGAGCCGGGAGGGGAAGGAGCGCGCGCAAGGCGGGCUGGAGGAGACGGGCAUCCUUGGCUUUUCGCCCGUGUGGUAGGGGCGAGCCCAGAGAAGAAAGCUAGCUCGGCGUUGUUUAUUUCUAGGGAUCCAACCUUGCCCUCCAAGGGGUUCCUUCUUUGCUGCGCCGGGAAGCCCUAUUCUACUGAGUCAUCAUGUCCGCCCUGACACCUCCGACCGAUAUGCCAACCCCUACCACAGACAAGAUCACACAGGCGGCCAUGGAGACCAUCUACCUUUGCAAAUUUCGGGUGUCCAUGGAUGGAGAGUGGCUAUGUCUCAGGGAGCUGGAUGACAUCUCCCUUACACCAGACCCAGAACCUACCCACGAAGACUCUUGGGAGGAUUUGACAGAGUUGGUGGAGCAAAUACGUGGCGAUACAGAAGAUCCCAAUUAUCUGAUGGCCAAUGAGCGGAUGAACCUGAUGAACAUGGCUAAGUUGAGUAUAAAAGGGCUGAUUGAGUCAGCACUGAACCUGGGCAGAACUCUGGACUCAGACUAUGCCCCUCUCCAGCAGUUCUUUGUGGUCAUGGAACACUGCCUGAAGCACGGCUUAAAAGCUAAGAAAACUUUUCUUGGGCAAAAUAAAUCCUUCUGGGGCCCACUAGAACUGGUGGAAAAGCUUGUUCCUGAAGCUGGAGAGAUAACAGCAAGUGUCAAAGAUCUUCCAGGCCUUAAGACUCCUGUGGGCAGAGGGAGAGCCUGGCUCCGCUUGGCAUUAAUGCAGAAGAAGCUCUCGGAAUAUAUGAAAGCCCUGAUCAAUAAGAAGGAGCUUCUCAGUGAAUUCUAUGAGCCCAAUGCCCUGAUGAUGGAAGAGGAAGGGGCAAUCAUCGCUGGAUUGUUAGUGGGUCUGAAUGUCAUCGAUGCUAAUUUCUGCAUGAAAGGAGAAGAUUUGGAUUCCCAGGUUGGAGUUAUAGAUUUUUCAAUGUAUCUUAAGGAUGGGAACAGCACUAAAGGUAGUGAAGGAGAUGGCCAGAUUACUGCUAUUUUGGAUCAGAAGAACUAUGUAGAAGAACUCAACAGACAUUUGAAUGCAACAGUGAACAACCUACAGGCCAAAGUGGAUGCCUUAGAAAAGUCUAACACUAAGCUGACAGAGGAGCUGGCAGUUGCCAACAACAGGAUUAUCACACUACAAGAAGAAAUGGAACGUGUCAAAGAGGAAAGUUCCUACAUAUUGGAAUCUAAUAGGAAGGGCACCAAGCAAGAUAGAACUGCAGAUGGGCAGGCACUGAGUGAAGCUAGAAAACAUCUAAAAGAGGAGACACAAUUACGACUGGAUGUGGAAAAGGAAUUGGAGAUGCAGAUCAGCAUGAGACAGGAGAUGGAGUUAGCUAUGAAGAUGCUCGAGAAGGAUGUGUGUGAGAAGCAAGAUGCCCUUGUCUCUCUGCGGCAACAGCUGGAUGAUCUCAGAGCUCUCAAACAUGAGCUUUCCUUUAAGCUACAGAGUUCAGAUUUGGGAGUCAAACAAAAAAGUGAAUUGAACAGUCGCUUGGAGGAAAAGACCAAUCAGAUGGCUGCUACCAUUAAACAACUGGAACAGAGAUUGCGCCAGGCUGAGCGAGGCCGCCAGUCUGCUGAGGAGGACAACCGCCUUUUCAAGCAGGACUUUGGGGACAAGAUCAACAGUUUGCAGCUGGAAGUGGAGGCACUCCUCAGGCAGCGGAACCAGCUUGAGCAAGAGCUGAAACAGGAAAGAGAAAGAAGAUUACAAAGUAGUCAACGUUUUCCAGAGAAAGUCUCACCAAAGCCUGUACCCAAAAUGGACGGGAAGCAUAAAAUCCAAGAGGAAAAUGAUAAACUAAAAAAGCCCUUGGAAGAAGGCCACACAAUUCUCCCUACCAAACUGCAGCCUCACUCUGAUGAUCAGCAGGAUCAGCCGUCCCUGUUGGGAAAGCCACAGAGGUGCCAGCUGUGCCGCGAGGAGGGCAGCCCGGCCAAGAACGUGUGCAAGAACUGCGGGGGUACCUUCUGCGGGGCCUGCUCAGCCCGCGAGCUGCCCCUGCCUUCCAGCAUCCGCCCGGAGCGAGUUUGCAACCCUUGCCACGACCGCCUGCUCCAACAGUACUCAAGUCAGCCCCUCAUAAGGCCGAGGACGGAACGGGAGGAAGCUCUUCCCACAAAGGCAGGCCUGAGUCAGCCAGGGUUGGGAGAGGGAAUCACUGUGGUCAUGGAGAGCAGGCAGGGACGCUGGAAGUUCUCAGAGCUGCCUUCCCUCCUUCCAAGUGAUAGCAAAUAAACGUUGAGUUGACCUUUGUCUCCUCUUCCAAGUGCCCUCCCUUCAAGAGCCUAUUUAGCAUCUAGGAUGACUUUAUCCGGACAGAUAAGCUUAGGAACAGAGGCAGGGCCACUUCUCAGAGGAAACGUCCGGACCAUGAAAGAACUGGGUACGUUCAGAUGAGUUUCCUCUGGGACCUGUUGAAUUGGCAGGCUGAGAAGAACAAACGAUUAAGGCUAUUUUUUCCCACCACCAAAUGCUGCUGGGGUUCUUCCAUCUCCUCUAAUCAUUUUUUUUGAAACUGUGAACUUGACCUCAGGGAUACCAGUCAUAUAUUCUGAAUGUACUUGUCACAAGGUGGCAAUUUAUUUAAUCUACUUUUAGCACCAAGACCUUCCUGCUGUGGCCUAAAUACUGCCACAAGAGCAAAAGUAAAGUGGGGAUAACUUUAGAGACAUGGCUACACUUCAUCCCCCUGAAGUCCCAUUUAAUUUUUAAUAGGUCAGUCCCAGGUAAAAAAGAUAGUUGCUUCCACACUUGUUGGGUUAGACAUUAUACAAAGUCCUUCAAUGUGAACUUCACUCCUGAAGUGUCACACGUACUAUCAGACAGUCACUGUCAGCUUUCCUUUUUUAAUUUUGUUAGAGGACUGGUCACUGGCAGUAAAAAAAAAAAAAGACAUCAUUCAGAAACCACAGCAAAAUGAAAAUGCCUCAAUUUAAAAACUGUAGGGAGAGUCAAGAGUACAAGGACUUUAGCUUGAGAAUAGGGAACAAGUCUUGGUUAAACCAAGCAUAAAUUAAACCUGGAUCUCAAAAGUCCAUAGCUGAGAAUGAAUGACUGAAAUUACUGGGAUGUGAAAUUUUAAUAGCCACUUUCUCUACGUGGGGUCUGGAAUUUAGAUUUAUUUUCUCCCCUGAGGCAAGUGGGGUUAAGUGACUUGCCCAGGUUCACACAGCUAGGAAUGUUGUGUUUGAGGCAACAUUUGAACUCAGGUCUUCCUGACUAAAGGGCAGGUGCUCUAUCUACUGCACCACCUGGCUGUCCCUUAGUUUAGAACCAUAAACAUGUUUUAAUAGCAGAAAUAAGGAUUUGGCAUUGGUAGCCCCCUUUGACAAGUCACAUGGAGACUACCCUUGGGUACAAAGAAAAGCAAAGGGAGGUAAGAUGUGAAAUGUUUUCCCUAUAAAAAAUUCUCUAUGGGAGAAUUGUGAGACAAAAUUUUGAGUUUUUCUUGCCCCAUUUGCAAGCUAACACAACAUUCUGUUUGGGCUUAAAACUCUGGAGAAAGAAAUUAUGAUAUUUUUAUAAUGCUUGUUUGCUAAAAAUAAUAUGGGGCUUGAGAAGAGUGAGGUGAUCUUAAGGAUUGUUGAGAGAAUCCCUCAGAAAAUUAGUAGUGCUACUUGAUCAUUGAAGAUUCCUGAGGGAAGAUAAACUAUGGCUCAGCAGUUUUUUCUCUAGGUGAUUAUUACCGAUUGAUUUUUGUCUAGGCUUCUUGGGAAGUAAAAGUUAUUUUAAAAUGGCAAGGUAUUUGGGAUCUGUCGGCCCUAAAGAGGAGACAGUUAACUCAUUGUUCAGGGUUCUAUUCAAUGAGGUUUUCUUUUGAUUUUCAAAAAAUGAAGCCUUUAACAGAAGUUGAGUGAUUGUUAUUAACAUUACUGCUUUUCAUUAUGAACACACAGUUUAGUUGUGUCCUUUGUCUGUGGAGCAAAUAACCCCCAAGUUAACAUUUACAACAGAUGCUUGAAGGCUAACAUUUUAAUAGUUGGCCUGCGACUCGCCACAGACCCAUAAGAGUUCCAUUUUGCACAAGAUUACCUGCUGCUUCCUCUGCUAAUGCAUUAAAACAAUCUAAUCAAAUGAGUUAGCAGUUAAGGAGAAUGAAAAUUCCUGCUUUUGUAUACAGAAGCAAUCAACUUUUUUCUUUUUUUGGCUGAGGCAAUUGGGAUUAAGUGGCUUGCCCAGGGUCACACAGCCAGGAAGUAUUAAGUGUCUGAGGCCAGAUUUGAACUUGGGUCCUAGCUGCCCCUGUUGACCAAGUUUCUAAAGAAAUAAUGUAGAGGUGUCACUGCAAAAACUUGUUAAAGCAUAUUAAAAGAAUGAGCCCAGCCUUUCAGUAUUCCAGAGUCUCAUUUACAGUUUUCCAGAGUGAUUUUCACUUGGGGUCUAUUAUAUCCAGCAUUACAGUAAAGUACCUAACCCUGGUUUUCAGAUCUCAGCUCCCUGACAGCGAGGAUACAUUUAGGUCCUGGAUAGGUGUCGCGUUCCCCUAAACUACCUUGCAUUUGAAGAUUGUGGAAGGGGUUUUGUUCUUAAAUAAAUAUUUGUUUGUUGAACAAG
Molecule: messenger RNA, 4983 nt
Organism: Sarcophilus harrisii (Tasmanian devil)
Lineage: Eukaryota; Metazoa; Chordata; Mammalia; Dasyuromorphia; Dasyuridae
Gene: RUFY3
Product: RUN and FYVE domain containing 3
Exons: 20
Coding region: 580-2664 (694 amino acids)
Biological process (GO): regulation of axonogenesis
Cellular component (GO): cytoplasm
Molecular function (GO): metal ion binding
Source: RefSeq, a predicted model, not a curated record